CCGGUGGAGGUGGGCGAAAGGCCGGCUGGAGCGAAGGCUACAGAACUCACUGCGUCAGCUGCUGCUCACUGCUCCGAGCAAAUACCAACUGGGACUCACCCGCAACUCCAUGCUUGUGCCCACCUUGACUCGUCCAACCCCGGAGAAAAAGCAGCCCAUGAGGCUCCCAGUCCCCACUGAGUGCAGCGCUGAAGGAUGGCCCAGCUCUCCUCCACUCUGAAGCACUACACAGAAUCGGCCCGCUACACAGGUGCCCCUUAUGCCAAAUCAGGCUAUGGCACCUACACUCCCUCUUCCUACAGGGCCAACCUGGCUGCCUCCUUCCUGGAGAAGGAGAAGCUUGGUUUCAAACCGGGGCCACCAACCAGCUUCCUCACUGGUCCCAGUACCUAUGGCCCCUCCUCCAUCCUGGACUAUGACAGGGGCCACUCCCUGCUGAGACCAGACAUCAUCAGGGGUGGUAAGAAAGCUGAGAGCCAGACUCGGAGCACUGACCGACCUUCAGGGAGUGGACUCAACGGGGGCAGUGGAUUCCCUUAUGGAGUAACCAACAGCUCCCUCAGCUACCUGCCCAUGAAUUCCUGCAACCAGGGGAUAACUCUGACCCAGAAGAAGUCGAACAGUCAGUUAGACCUGGCCAGAGAUUUCUCCAGCCUGCGGACCUCAGAUAGCUACCGGACAGACCCUGGGAACCUGGGCCGCAGCCCCAUGCUGGCCCGCACACGCAAGGAGCUAUGUGCCCUACAGGGGCUCUACCAGUCAGCCAGCCGCUCUGAGUACCUCUCUGACUACCUGGAGAACUAUGGUCGAAAGGGCAGCACACCUCAGGCCCCUCCCUCACGAGUCCCUGAAGUCCUCAGUCCCACCUACCGACCCAGUGGCCGUUCUACUCUGUGGGAGAAGGGUAAAGGCCCGACCCCUGGGCCCAGCUGCCCCAGCUCCCCAGGGCAAGACAUCAUGAAUUCUAAGAGUACCCAGGGUCUGGCUGGUCUUCGAAACCUUGGGAACACGUGUUUCAUGAACUCCAUUCUGCAGUGCUUGAGCAACACCCGGGAGCUGAGAGAUUAUUGCCUCCAGAGGCUGUAUAUGCGGGAUCUCAGUCACAGUAGCAAUGCACACACAGCCCUCAUGGAAGAAUUUGCAAAACUAAUCCAGACCAUAUGGACUUCAUUUCUUAAUGAUGUCGUGAGCCCAUCUGAGUUCAAGACCCAGAUUCAGAGAUACGCACCGCGCUUUGUUGGCUAUAAUCAGCAGGAUGCUCAAGAAUUUCUCCGCUUUCUUCUGGAUGGGCUCCACAAUGCUGUAAACCGAGUAACAGUGAGGCCCAAGUCCAGCCCUGAGAACCUUGAUCAUCUUCCUGAUGAUGAGAAAGGGCGACAGAUGUGGAGGAAAUAUCUAGAACGGGAAGACAGUCGAAUUGGGGAUCUCUUUGUUGGGCAGCUAAAGAGCUCCCUGACAUGUACUGAUUGUGGUUACUGUUCUACAGUCUUUGAUCCCUUCUGGGACCUCUCAUUGCCCAUUGCUAAGCGAGGUUAUCCUGAGGUGACUUUAAUGGACUGCAUGAGGCUUUUCACCAAAGAGGAUGUGCUCGAUGGUGAUGAAAAGCCUACAUGCUGUCGCUGCCGAGCCAGGAAACGGUGUAUAAAGAAGUUCUCCAUCCAGAGGUUCCCAAAGAUCUUAGUGCUGCAUCUGAAGCGGUUCUCAGAAUCUAGGAUACGAACCAGCAAGCUUACAACAUUUGUGAAUUUCCCACUAAGAGACCUAGACUUGAGAGAAUUUGCUUCAGAAAACACCAAUCACACUGUUUACAACCUGUAUGCCGUGUCCAAUCACUCCGGAACCACCAUGGGCGGCCACUAUACAGCCUACUGCCGGAGCCCAGUGACAGGCGAAUGGCACACUUUCAAUGACUCCAGUGUCACAUCCAUGUUCUCCAGCCAAGUGCGCACCAGCGACGCCUAUUUGCUCUUCUAUGAAUUGGCCAGUCCCCCCUGCCGUAUGUAGUGGCGAGGAGCUACAUCCCUUUUUCCCUUCCUCGUGGUGGUGGCGCCACACCCUAAGUUUAAAAAAAAACAAAAAACUGACAAACGAGAGAAAAAUAAAGUGAACUAAAGCUGCUGAGCAGGAGUUGCCACGGCCUGGUCAGGGUCUGGAGUUGAGAGCCAGGUGCUCCUGAGCUAUACCAGGGAAGAUCAGCAGGACAUGGAGACCAGAGCCAGCACAAUACCUCCUUGGCUUCUCUUGUUUGACUUUUUACACUUUUGGUUUUUUCCUGAGUGUAAUAAACCACAGCAGUAUAUGGGGAGAUCCUCCUGAGAAGAUAGCGCCCUCUAGAGUCUGCUGGGAGGAUCACUGCCUGGAAGAGCCACACCUGAGCCUGGUACCAAUCUUCACCUGGACCCUGCUCACUGGUCCAGAAGCAAGAAAAACACCCCUGAGCCAAGAGCCCUCUCAACGCUGCUAACUCCAGGGGUUCAGACCAGGGGACAUCUUUGAAAAAAGCUGUAUUUGGUUUUUAAAAGCCCAGUUUUUUACAAUUACCCUAACGUUUUCAGACUAGAAAUGCUCUCCUUCACACCUCUUCACAGCUGGGAUGUUGUGUGAGUCAGUUCUGUUUGGUUUUUUUUUUUUUUUAAUUCUUUAAUUACAACUUUUCUAAUGCUAGCCCCCAGUGGUGCUAGGUAGGUGUUGUCCAGGCCCCAGGUACAGCCACAGUAGACCUGGAAUCUAACAAGUUUUGGGGUUUUGUUUGUUUGUUUGUUUGUUUUUAGGGAUUUUAAAAAAUGUUUUGGAAUAUAUCUAGUUGCCUCUAAAAAUUGUGCCUUUUAGCAUUUGGGGACCGGGGGGUAACUGUCCUUCCCUGAAAUACCCCUCAGCCACUUCCCUUUCCCUUAUGCCAUGUUCAAACUAGCUGGGAGAGAGAGGGGCUAUGCCGUUAGUUCCUGGCUUGUUUGCAUUGCAGUGAGAUAAAAAAUAGAAUAGGUACAAGGAUAUUUCUUAUGAUGAUAAUAGUGUAUCAAGUUCUUCCUGCCUACUUCCUCUAACCCAUCCCAGUCUGCUCCCCAGCUAUUUGAAGGAUAGCACAAGCUUCUUAUCCCUAGAGCCUCUCUCACCUUUAAUUUAUUCCCACUUAACUGCUUUUUUCUCCCUGACCUUCCUUCCCCACCCCUACCUUCUCAGAGCCUCCUGGACCAAGUUUCUCAGGGAUGCCCAUUACACCCCUCAGCUCCCCCUGGCAUCAUUCUUCAGUCCUACCCUCAGGGCUGGAGCUUAAGUGUUUUAAGACAUCUUGCCUCAGCCCUAUGAUUCUUUCCCAUGGAUAUGAUUUUGCCCUAAGCAGUUGGGCAAACUUCUUUGCUGUCCCAGGGAGUAAAGCUGUUCAGCAUCAAGGCAAGGAGCUCUGUGCAUGGAGCUGGCCUGGCUUGUGCCCCUUGGAGUCUGGAGCAUUCCAGUGCUCCCAGGAGGAGGCAUCAGAGAAAGACAACCUGAGUUUAACUGGCCUGACACUGUUCUCCAGGGAAGACCUAUGAACCUUAGCCAAAGGGCUAGUGUACACUUGUUUACUGUGUAAGCAAGAGUAGAAGAACAUCUAAUGUGCAGUGGAACCUUGUACAGAAUAAAUAGCUUUGAGAAAUA
This is a messenger RNA of Artibeus jamaicensis (Jamaican fruit-eating bat), 3636 nucleotides long. It is a transcript of the gene USP2, whose product is annotated as ubiquitin specific peptidase 2. Gene Ontology annotation, molecular function: cysteine-type deubiquitinase activity. The transcript is spliced from 13 exons. Gene Ontology annotation, cellular component: cytoplasm. The record is from RefSeq and is a predicted model, not a curated record. The coding region runs from base 196 to 2004 and encodes 602 amino acids. Lineage: Eukaryota; Metazoa; Chordata; Mammalia; Chiroptera; Phyllostomidae. Gene Ontology annotation, biological process: protein deubiquitination.